GUGCCGUUGUCUUGGCCUGGCCAACACAAUUGCCGUAAUCAGCGCGCGUGUGAUCCAAGUAGCUUUGAAUAGUAAGCACAAGUUGAUGAAUUUCAGCUCGAAACAAAAGAACCAAGUGAAAAGCGAGUAAUACGCUCAAACAAAUUAUAACGUGACGGCAAUUAUUAAUAUCGUUGAAAUUCAAUACCAAAGAUGUAAACCACAAUACAUUAACAACAGAAACGUGCUUAUGAUGGCAGAAUAAAAAUGGAUGCAUGCAAUAGAAAUGAAGAAUUGUAAACAAAUUUUAAAAUUAAAUAUAAACAUAAAUAAAUAAAUGCCAAAGCAAACAGACAUUACAACCCAAAUUGAGGAAGCAACAAGGCUACAAUAACAGCAACUAUAUAGCAACAAGUACAGUACACACACACACAAAACGAACUCCAAGACGACGACGACGAGAACGACGACGAACAGACUUAAACACACUCGACCCAAGACGCCAAUACAAUCAGACCCCGCACCCUCAGCACCGACACCCCUCCUUUUGAAUGUGUGUGAGUGCGAGUGCAUUAAAAAAACUGAGAAAAACAAUAUUAUAACAGAACCCUCCUUGAAAAAGGAAACAUCACUUGUCAACAUUGCGGCGAGCUACGUGUGCGGAAAAUUUUCAACAACAUUGGCAACAUGUUGCUGAGACGCUUACAACAACAACGACGACAACACAGCCCUACGCCGCCGCUAAUCGGAUUUACAAGCGGCCGAACGUGGCUACUUUUGCUCUUCCUGUCAUUCAUCUGUCAUGCCGGCGCACAAAUAGAUCAUACUAUCAGCGAACAUGAAAGCAAAUCUGUGGUGCUCCCCUGUCCCGUCAAUGAGCAGAAAUGUGGAAAAUUGCAUUCAUUAAAUUGGUUUAAGGGCGAUGAUCGCAUCGCUGCGAUGCUGCUUGGGGAUAGCAAUGUGACCAGUGUGAAUAAGGAAUUUGAGAAUAGAGUUACUGUUGAGCAAAAUCCAUACAGAUUAGUUAUUAAGGACUUGAAAAUAUCUGAUGAGGAUAUCUAUCUAUGUGAUACAACAUUUUUUAUACCAGAAGAAACGUGUGAUAACUUCAAUGGCUAUCGUGUCGAAUUGAGAGUCUUAGUGCCACCCACGGAGGUUGUGAUUUUGGACGAGAAAGGCGACCGCAUCGAAAAUGGCAGUGUCGUGGGACCCAUGCAGGAGCGUCAGACGCUCAAGGCGACGUGCAUAGUGCGGAACACGCGCCCGCAGCCGGAUGUGGGUUGGUGGCGCGGCAGCAAACGGCUAGCAACAUAUUCACCUACACACGAUCAAAAAGAUGGUCUUUAUACGUCCACACUUGAACUGGAAUGGCAAUUAUCGCGUGAGGACUUGGCGCAAGAUAUCGAAUGUCGUGUGGAAUCGGCAGCAAUUAAAAAUGAAAUUGUUGCCAAAUUUAGCGUUGAUUUACAAGUGAGGCCGACGAGCAUAACCAUCAACGGUGUGGAACAUCAUACGGUGCAGGGCAGCAAAGUGGUGCUAACAUGUGACAUAUACGGUGCACGACCUGCAGUCAAUCUGACUUGGUAUAAUACAACAUCGGUCGUAAGUCCGGAGGAAAACGAUCUCACCGAGAUCAGAACUAAAGCGUUUGAAAAGGAGGACGGCACGUAUCACACACAGUCUGAACUCAUCUUUAAUGCCACAAGAUUCGAAAAUGAUCGCGUCUUUCGUUGCGAAGCUCAGAACAUUGUACUGCAAAUCAAUCGGGAGAAACCGUUGGCCUCAUCUUUAACCUUGGAUGUUCUAUAUCCGCCCGUCGUUAAAGUCAGUCCGCCGGAAAUGGUGACAAACACCAGCGAAAUUGUGCUGCUCAAUUGUGAAUAUGUGUCGAAUCCCGCCUCACUGACGCACGUCGUUUGGUAUCGCAAUGGCGACAUCGUGAAUGUCAACGACACGGACCGCUAUCAGGGCGGCAACGCGGAGAACGUUGCCUUGGUCAUCAAAUCCACGGACAAGGAGGACAUUGGCAACUAUACGUGCCAGCUUUCCAAUGUGAUUGGCAAAGGCAUCUCCGAGCAGCAAAUCGACUUGGAUGUUCAAUAUGUGCCCAUUGUCGAGGUGCUCAUGAUACCCGAGGGACCGGUAAAGGAGAGCGACGAGUCAAAUGUGACUCUUUUUUGCAACGUUCUAGACGCUAAUCCCGGCGUGCUGACAAAAGUGCGCUGGUAUGCCAAUUCCACGUUGCUCAAGGAGCUACCUGACUGCGAGGAGACUAGGGAGGACUUGUGCCACAUAGAUCCCAGCAAGCUGUUGCUUGAAAGCAUUGGACGUGGAUUCUUUUACAACUAUUCCUGCGAGGGUUACAAUGCCGCUGGCUGGGGCCCUCGGAGCGAAGACAAGGAACUAAUGGUGCACUAUGAGCCUGGACCAGCCACACUCACCCACUUCCCGCUGAUUGCUGUUAAAAAGAAGAGUGUAAUAUUUUCGUGCUCGGUGGAUGAUCCGGGCUAUCCCGAAUCAAAUAGAUAUCGUUGGCUGCGCGGUGGUCGCGGUCCGCUGACGGAUAUUGUGACCAAGGACUGGACGGUGGAGCCGGUGGGUCUGGACAGCCGCACCAACUACUCCUGCUAUGCGUACAAUGAGGGCGGCAAAGGCGUAAUGGCCACAGUCAAUUUGGAAGUACAUGCUCCACCAUUUUUCAUCAAGAAUUUGCCACCGUACACAGGCAUGCUGCAUGCCUCGCACAAUGCCAACCUGACGUGUCGCAUCGAGUGUGUGCCGCGCUGCGAGAUCGCCUGGCUGAAGGAUGGUGUGCCCAUCGAGAAGAAUGAUACGCGUUACUUUGUCAAGGAGAAGUAUAUGGAUGCGUCGCCGGCAACCGGAGAUUUCGAGAGCAUGCUGUCGGUUCUGCACUUCAAUAUGUCAAAUUGGCCCAAUAAAAAAUUCGACAUCGAGGCGGAUAAUGCAAAUUAUACAUGCGUAUCGACGGGGAACACAGUAGGCGGUGGCAUCAAGAGCGCCACAUAUUUCAGCAUUGAAUAUGCGCCCUCCAACACAACUGUCUCCGAAAAUAUUGUUUACGUGCAGGAGGACACCAUACCGGGACGUGUCAUAUGCAAAUCACGAGCUAAUCCUGAGCCCCUCUAUGAGUGGCACUUCCAGAAUAGGACGGUUACGCAGGGCAAUGCCUUGAUUAUCAAUACGGCCAUGCAACGGAACGACACGGGCAUCUACACUUGUCGGGCCUUCAACAAGCACGGCGAGAGCACAGCGGAAACGGUCAUCGAUGUACAAUUUAAGCCGCGUUGCGAAAUCGAAAGGCGUGAGAUCGAUGAACGGGAUACACUAAUUUGCACAGCAUACGGAAAUCCUGAAGAGGCCGAUUUUUCAUGGUCAAUUAAAGCUGAAAAUGAAACCGUCGAAUGGCUGGGCAGCGGCAACAGUAAGUCCUCCCAGAGCUUUUACGAACUGCAAGAGGAUUACGCAAUUGCACGAACCUAUCGAUGUGUGGCCAACAAUACGGUCGGUGCGGGUGCCUUCUGUGAGAUUGAAGUUGCUGCUGGUUCAGCGCUUUAUCUUUGGUGGCGAGAACAAUUGGCUUGGUGGCAACGUUGGGACAAAACGACGCUCAUUAUUCUGGUGGUCGCCAUAUUGGGAUUAUUGCUGGCCGUCAUCAUUAUUUGCUGCAUAAUUAUUUGCAUAUGCCGUCGCCGUCGGCGUCAGGAUAAAUUACACGACAAGUCGUCUUCACUGGGGGAUCCAUUGACGGAACCUGGCGAGUAUGAGAAUCUACCGUUUCAUGGUCUGCAAACGGCACCUAACAAGUUCUCUACUACCCCUACAAAUUUUAAUAACAACACAAAUGUGGUGCGCGUCGCUCCACGACCCAAGAGACUAAAUGGAAGUAUCAGCCAACAACACCAACAGCAACAGCAGCAACAACACCAGACACUGCAGCAUCAUCACCAGCAGCAACAUUACUACGACCAGCAACAACAUCAGUACCAGCAGCAGCAGCCGCAGCAGCAACAACAACAACAGCAACAGUACAACACCAUGCAGUACGCGCGUGGUGUCAUGACCAAUGCGACAUUACCUCCUCAUAAUCGCAGUCUCCACAACAUACACGACCAACAUCUGCAGCAGCAGCCGCAGCAGCAGCAACUGUUGCAGCCACAACAGCAGCAACACCAGCAGCUGCCAGAGGGAUGCGAUGCGCCACAUCAAAUAACGUACAAUCUGAGCAACUGCUUUCCGAAAAGCUACACCGAGUACUAUCAUCAGCAACAGCAUCAGCAGCAAAAGUUCCACACCAACUCGGCUUCGAAUGCGCAAUUAUUGAACGCCAUUGAGCACGAUUAUCCCACAUAUGCGGUGGUUGAGCGGACUGGAGGGGCUUCAUCUUCCAUACCGCCGCCCCCACCGGCACCCAGCUCGGCUCUCUUGAACACGAACCCCUUUUUAGCGGCCAGCAACUUUAAAAAGUACGAUGCUGCCGGCAGCAGCAUGCAACGCGUCAAGCGCAAGGGCAGCAGCCUGCUGGAUCGCAUGGAUAUGGACAAGAAGUUCUAUUCUCUGAAAUUCCCGGGAGCCAGCAAAAAUAGCAGUAACAAGAAACAGGCGGCUUACAAUUUGAAUGCCUCACUGGGAGUGGCAGGGACAACAACAGCAACAACCGGAUCAGGAGCAGCAGCGGCAGCCAACAAAUGCAAACGACAUCAUUCCUUUGCUGGCGGUAGCCAUGGCGAUAUUGAUUCCGUCGGUGCGCUCAAGCAGCCUUUGCGCUUCUAUGAUCCGCCCGUCUAUGAAAAUUUGGCAGACAAGUGCGGACAAUUAGAAGGGACGCUGAUGCAAGGCGGCAGCAGCAACACAGCCACCGUCCAGCUGCACACGCAGCCCGGAGGAGCGGAGAGUGCUGCUCCCGCCUCAGCUGCUGUUCUCGUUACGGCGAGCCAAAAGAAAAAACAUCACCAUCGCCAGCACCAGCAAAAGAAUGAUGCCAACGUAGACUUCCAGCUGAUGGAGCCGGAGCGCUUAAGCAUUUAUCGUAGCGACUCCGGCAUAUCGAAUAGUUCGUACGAGUCGCACGCAACGCCAUUGCCCGCCCUGGGCUUGGGCGCCCAAAAAUCGACCAAGGCCCACAAGGGCGCCUCUGCCAGUGGCCUUGCUAUCCAGCUUAAUAAGAAUAAGCAGCAGCAGCAGCAUCCACCACGUGGCUGCCCACCUGUCUACAUGAACGUGGAGGGACAGCCUUUGGCACGUGCCGGCUCACCUGGGCACAUUAAUUCGUCCUACGAGUCCGCCUCCUCCUCGCAGCAUGAUGGAAAUGCGGGCGGGGGCGGCGGUGGGCCCGAUCCCACCUCUCUCUCAUCCUGCACCUCGCUCUAUAGCAGCGGCACCGGCACCAUCAUUGGCAGCAAUAACAGCAACAACAGCAGCGCAGCUGCCCGCUGCAGUCGCCACAAUCAGAAGCAGCAGCAGCAACAACAACAUCAGCAGCAGACAACUGCCGAAAUCACCACACCGGAGGAUUACGAGCAGUACCAACUGGGCCAUCAACCCGCCCACUCCGCCUCCAUGCUGUCUGUGGCCAGCAGCAUCAGCGCUGCCAGCAGCAGUCGCAAGUGCAAGCAACAGCAACCACUUCGCGUUAGCAAUGCAGGACUCCAUGAGCAAACCAAACUGGCCGCUAAUCCAUUUCUAGCAAUUAAACGGCCCGUCAGCAACAGCAACAGCAACAACAACAGCAACACUAUCAUCGGGGACAACAGCAACAGCGCCCACAUCAAUGCCUGCAACAAGAAAUUACGACGACAGACCAUCAGCGACCCCUACGCACAUAUCAAAUGGCAUAAUGCCAGCAACAGCAACAACGAAGCCUCUGCUGCCGACGGUUAUAGCGCCAAAUCCGCGCGCUUUGCGCACACGCCAACAACAGCAUCAGCAGCAACAACAACAACAACAACAGCAGCAGCAGUUGUUGGUCAACAAAUUGGCAACAGCAGGAACGCCAACACUGACGCCAAUCAUCAACAACAAAUGCUAAUGCCAAAUGAAUUGCUGCUCCAAGCGAGUCGAUUAGCAGCCACAAGCGAUGAGAAUUUAAGAUAUGACCAACAGCAAUUGCCACUCGAUGCGGCCUACGAUUGUUUGGUGGUGCGGCGACCCAUGCGGCUGCCACUUCGCAAACAUCACACCUUCCACUUCCAGCCCAUGCAAACGGCGGCCGGCAAAUUGCAGCAACUCCGUCAGCAAUUGCAACAACAACAGCAGCUCCAACAAAGGGCAGAGCAGGGUCCUUUGGUUUAUCGUCCAUUGACUUUAAAUGAGCAGCAUGCCUUUAAGCCUAUUUCGCCAACACCUGCAACACCAACAGCAGUAGCUGCAACAAUUGCUGCUGCCGAUUAUGAAGAAGGCAACGCGGACGUAGCAUGUGUUCGUCAGCCGCAAUUAAAUCCUGCCGCUUCAUUGGAGGCAUUAGAGGUGCUAACUAAAACGCAUCCCGAUUUUAUGUUUGCCCGCAAAACAAACACCCAAGUGGCCGGCAAUGUCGACCCACAAGAGAAGAAAGAAACUGAAGAAGGGGAUGGUGUGGAGCAGGAGCAGGAGGAGGAAGAGGAGGACCUCGGUUACUCCUUUUGCGAGGAAGAAUAUAUGGUUGACGACAUUGACGAGGAUGGCGAAAUCACGCUUCAUAAUCCAACAGCACCGCCCCCCACCCCCGCCCAUUGCAGUGCCAGCCGCACCAACGCCUCUACCCAUAGAAACGAUCCUGUUGUGAAUGCCACGGCAGGUGCCUUGAGGUAUUUCAUGACUCAAAGCUAUCGCGAGGUGCACAUUUAGAGAAGAAGCCUAAAAACGACGCAUACAAGGUAUUUAGUGUUAAAAGAAAUUCUGGAUAAGAACUCAUAAUAUUAAACAACUUAAAGAUUAUACUUAACUACAUAGCAUAAUUUUGUUUAGCACUACCACAUGAGCAGCAUUUCAGAAUCAACUAAUGAACCAUGUACUUCAGAAGAGUGUAGAAAACUAUCCCACUCCUUGAGAACUGAUUAGCUAUCGAAGGUUAUGUGUAGUCAACAAAUAAUGGCUCAUCUAGCAGUUCUAUGUUAAAUAAGUUGGACUCUUUAUAUAGACAGUCGAAUUCUAAGUUAUCAUCUAAAGUUUCACUCCCAUAACUUAGAAAUCCGAUGUUAACUGGAUAUUGGUGCGUAAACCAAUUUAU
This is a messenger RNA of Scaptodrosophila lebanonensis, 7204 nucleotides long. Its product is annotated as hemicentin-1. Lineage: Eukaryota; Metazoa; Arthropoda; Insecta; Diptera; Drosophilidae. The record is from RefSeq and is a predicted model, not a curated record. Bases 667 to 6822 code for a protein of 2051 amino acids. The transcript has 25 exons.